Molecule: messenger RNA, 1053 nt
Organism: Dermatophagoides farinae (American house dust mite)
Lineage: Eukaryota; Metazoa; Arthropoda; Arachnida; Sarcoptiformes; Pyroglyphidae
Gene: sta
Product: stubarista 40S ribosomal protein SA
Biological process (GO): translation
Cellular component (GO): small ribosomal subunit; ribosome
Molecular function (GO): structural constituent of ribosome
Source: RefSeq, a predicted model, not a curated record
GGUGUUGCCAGCCAAAUGGUUCCUUUUUCCUGUCCGCUUCUGUUUGCCUGUCUCAUUCAUUCAUUCAUUCAAUUCACUCAUAGACACUAAACCCAAGUGGCAUCCAAUUUUGUUAACUAACCGUUACUGAAUAUAAAAGUUAACCGAGAUGUCGGGAGGUCUUGAAGCAUUGAAAUUGGCCGAUGAUGAUGUAUCGAAAAUGUUGGCCGCUACCGCUCAUAUUGGUACCAAUAAUUUGGAUUAUCAAAUGGAAACCUAUGUUUACAAACGUCGUGCUGAUGGUGUCCAUAUAAUUAACAUUCGAAAAACCUGGGAAAAAAUUUUAUUAGCUGCUCGUGCUAUUAAUGCUAUUGAUGAUCCGAAAGACGUUUAUGUCAUUUCAAGUCGUCAAUAUGGACAACGUGCUGUAUUGAAAUACGCUGCCGCAACCGAUGCUACACCUAUUGCUGGCCGUUUUACUCCCGGUACGUUUACCAAUCAAUCACGUACCGAAUCAUAUCGGGAACCACGUUUGUUGAUCAUUUGUGAUCCACGUGCCGAUCAUCAACCAAUUACUGAGGCUAGCUAUGUGAAUAUUCCGGUCAUUGCUUUUUGCAAUACUGAUUCACCGCUUCGUUAUGUGGACAUUGCCAUUCCGUGCAACAAUAAAUCAAUCUAUUCGAUUGGUUUGAUGUGGUGGUUGUUGGCACGUGAAGUAUUGCGAAUGCGUGGCAAAAUUCCACGUCAAUCACCAUGGGAAGUAAUGGUCGACAUGUAUUUCUAUCGUGAAGCUGAACAACAGGAAAAAGAACAGGAAAUUGGCUUGUCAUCUGAACGACCGGCAAAAUUAGAAACUGAUUUAGGUGGUGAACCUGUCGAACCGAUUGCCGCACCGGAAUUUGAACCACCAGUCGAACAGGAUUGGAAUGCUCAGGUAGCCGAUGAUUGGACCACACAAGCCACCGGGCAAAUGGAAUGGACAGCCGGUGCCGAUGCUACAAAUUGGGCUACCUAAAUUUCAAACAAAAAAACUUUUUUCUUUCUUUUUUCGAAUUGAAAAAAAUUCAAAUUUAU